CCUUUUCCCGCCAUGCCAAUCCCCAUGACUGAUGAGAGAUUCAAGUGUCGAUGCCGUGAACAGCGCUUGCACGACUCUUCAAGAUCGCGACAAUGACAUCGUUCCUGCACCGCACCGAGUCACGGAGCGCAUGUCAUGUACUGGCCCAUUGGCACGCCCCGAGUGUACUCGUUGACCAAGCAUCCACGAUCACUGUCAAAUACCUUGCUGUCUGAUGAUGGACUCAACUCGGCAGAGCAUCACGCCCAAAAUGGCCAUGCAAACGGCAGCCACUUGCCCGCGGAUGGAAGGCCGAAGGAGCGAGAAGAGGACACUCUGCCGCAGCUUGAGCGAGCAGCAGACAGUUCGCAAGGAGGGGAGGCAGACCUCGCGAAGACGGGGGGCGACUCGACCAACGUGAUACUUGGAGCGAGCAUCUCACGCUCUGGCGACGUUGUGGUCACCAUUACUGGUACAACGCUGACGGUAUGGCAAGCUAAACCUUUUGUCGCAUUGGCCGCUGCGGUGCGGUCUCCGCGGUCAUUGAAGGCUUAUGGACCGACUUGUGAUCUGUCGUUGCGUCCAGAUGGCCUCACUGUUGUCGUGCAGACGACUUUAGGCUACUUGAUCACGUACGCCAUUACUCCGGAUCCAUAUGCGUCGGUGUAUCAAAUAUUAUUCCCGGAUUCGCAUCGCCGGGCUCAACGGAGUGGUAACGACGCGUAUACUCGGCGACCAAGUGAGGCUGCAGCUGACACUGCACAAGGAGCCGGCGAUAGCAUUCACGAAGUCAUUCUCCGUUUUCGCAUGGUCAUACGGAUUGACGCCGGAGUCAGCAAGUUGUUGGCUCUGGAUAACGAGCUUGUUGUAGCUACUCUCAAACCGGCAGCUCUUCAGUGCAUCCGCUGGGUUGCCGAGAGCGGCGCGUCUCAAACCAGCACACAGUUGCUUGCUCGGAUGCCAUGGUACAACAACGAGGCCACUGUCGCAGAUAUGGUGCACGACCGACCAAUGAACUUGAUGUGUUGGGUCACCAGCGACGGCAAAGCCUAUGCUGUACAGUGCAAACCUGCGGGAUCCACUGGUGGAGGCACUACCUUUGAAGGCUUCUGUUUCCAUACGCCAGAUGCCGCAAGUUCUGCAGCCGUCAAGGUUGCGAUCAAUGCUCGCUUUUCGCUUAUCGCGGUCGGCCGUAGUGAUUGUCAGAUUGAUAUCUACGCUGUGAAGGACUAUACUGGCAAUGUGCCGCUCUCGCAUCGCGUCCGACUGCGAGGUUCGGAUACACACUCCGGCGUAAUUACUCAUCUGGCGUAUUCACCAGAUGGUUGCUCCAUGUUUGCGGGCUAUCAGCACGGAUGGGCUAUGUGGAGCGUGUACGGCAAAACUGGGGCCAGCUCUUUCGUGGCCGAUCGGAUGCUUUCGCAAGCAAACAAUGAGCUUUGGCUAGAUGGUGUGAAGGAUGCCUUCUGGUUGGGUGGAGGCUGUGAGCUCGUCACACUGAGCCAUUAUGAUGACACGAUUACGGUACAAGACAUUGCUCGCAACGCUGCGGCAGCUGUUUUAUGUCCAGCCAACACCGCAAGGGGGUUGCUGCAGUCAACAGACUCCAUCAGCUUCUACAAGGGCCACGAGAUACUUGACUUGACUGCGCUUUCUUCGGAGCAGUCGCUGUGGCAUACGGUGCGCGUACCACAUCAGUACCUUGUUAGCAAUUGGCCGAUCAAGCUCGCAGUAAUCUCUUCCGACAGUAAGUAUGUCGCUGUAGCUGGUCGGCGUGGAUUCGCCCAUUAUAGUGUGGCGAGUGGGCGCUGGAAGGCGUUUGAGGACUCAGUCAAGGAGCAGGAAUUUGCAGUGCGAGGCGGCAUGUGCUGGCAUCAGCACUUCUUGAUCGCAUCUAUGGAAGGUGUGAGCAGAUACCAGAUCCGCGUCUUCUCCCGAGAGAAGCCGCUUGAGCGCACAAUGCAUGUUGAAGAGCUUAACGCACCAGCAAUACUGACAACAACAUCUGGCAGCGACUCGCUCCUGGUCUACACUUACGACAAUACGCUGUUGCACUACAUCAUAACGUUCACGAAUUCGUCGGCAAAGCUUGUACAGGUCGGCCAGAUCGGUUUUCACGGCAUCAUCAGAGCCCCCUUGCGAGUUCGCGCCCUUAGCUGGCUUUUGCCUGAGGCCCAGCUUGAACAUGGUGACCCUUCGCAAGAUGUUGCUACAGCUUCUGUGAUCUUCUUGGUGGACGGCAAGCUGGUGUUACUCCAGCCGUCCACGAAUGAGUACGGCGAGCUGAAGUACGAUAUGCGGGUGAUAGCGCAGAAUGUCGAAUAUUAUUCUCUGCAGAGAGACCUCCCAGACGCUGUGGCCGCUUUGCGCGCUCCGAAUCUGCUCGAUGGCAGGCCGACCGGUCUGCUUACGGGCCCACUGGGACACAGUCUCCGCGACUCUCUUUGGUAUUUCGACGGAGAAUGCUGUCAGGUAUGGUCGGAUGUGCAGGAUGUUCUUGCGUCUGCGCCUUCGGAUCUGGGAAGAGAUCUUCCCAACACUGUCCGCAUAUCGAUGGACUUCUACCCCGUCUCCGUCUUGGUUAACCAGGGCAUAGUUCAAGGCCUCGAUCCCGAUCUUGUCCAACGCAGGGAUGUCAACUUCUCGUUCUUUCGGUUGGCCACCAGGACACAGCUGUUCCUGCCUCAUCUGCUGCGAAGUCAUCUUGCCGAUUACAACUCGCCUGCCGCGCUCCACCUUGCCGACUCAUAUAAGCACCUAGCGUAUUUCUCGCAUGCGCUGGAGAUUCUGCUGCACAAUGUCUUGGAUACCGAAGUCGACAGCCCACCGCUGCCACCCGAGACGGCACUGCUACCGACCGUACUCUCUUUCUUGUCCUCAUUCUCAGCUUACCUCGACGUCAUCGUCAACUGCACGCGCAAGACCGAGCUGCGAAGCUGGCGAACAUUGUUUUCUUGUCUGCCACCCGUGCAGGAUCUGUUCGAGCAGUCUCUCGAGCGGCACAAACUGAAGACCGCUGCGGGCUAUCUGCUCGUACUACAUGCGCUCGAGCAGGAACAGGAGGGUUUCCACGUGCGCAAGUUUGCUACGCUAUUGAGGCAAGCAGCGGCCGAGCAGGACUGGGAUCUUUGUGGGGAAGUCGCAAGGUUCCUCCUCGGGAUCGAUGCCACGGGUCAUACUCUUUCUGUAGCGCUCGCUGCAGCUGACCUGGGGAAUGGCAGACAUGGAAGCAUUGCCGGGCAGCUCUUCAAUGGAUCACCACCUCGAGCACAUGCCAAUGGGCAACAUAUGGAGCGCAGCGGAGACUACUUUUCCGGGAGGCAGCUUGGCUGAAGCACGUCGCAAAGGUCGGUUGCACAGGUGAAGCGCACCAGUGCGCAGAACGAAUGCAGCGAGAAUGUGGCUGCGUUGUGAGGGUACAAUCGUUUCGCACAUGAGUGGGAUGUGUUGCCAUUAUAGUGCCAUCAAUAGGCUGGCCAGCAUGUGCACUGCGCGUGAGGAACGGUCGACGUUGCAUAAUGGGCUGACCGAACACUGCAGAGAAGCGCGACGUGACCGACCAGUUGUGGAUCCGGCUGGCACGAGCCUUACAACAUACACCAGUCCCCGAGAUACAGGUACAACGGUUGCAGACUCACAGGCGGUGUCACAUAUGCUAAUCGAGCAACCAUCUGGUGUACCACCUGCCGAUUGUACCGUAUGCCGAAAGCAUCGACGAAUUUAUCGAUUCUCAUCUACCGCCUUCUGAACCAGGGCAGAGUCCAGGUAUGCACGAAC
Molecule: messenger RNA, 3756 nt
Organism: Baudoinia panamericana UAMH 10762
Lineage: Eukaryota; Fungi; Ascomycota; Dothideomycetes; Mycosphaerellales; Teratosphaeriaceae
Exons: 1
Coding region: 136-3312 (1058 amino acids)
Biological process (GO): intracellular protein transport; retrograde transport, endosome to Golgi
Cellular component (GO): Golgi membrane; Ric1-Rgp1 guanyl-nucleotide exchange factor complex; cytosol
Molecular function (GO): protein binding
Source: RefSeq, a predicted model, not a curated record